Messenger RNA from Drosophila elegans, 846 nucleotides. Its product is annotated as trypsin zeta. NCBI's taxonomy places the organism in Eukaryota, Metazoa, Arthropoda, Insecta, Diptera, Drosophilidae. The transcript has a single exon. The coding region runs from base 1 to 846 and encodes 281 amino acids. The record is from RefSeq and is a predicted model, not a curated record. Gene Ontology annotation, molecular function: serine-type endopeptidase activity. Gene Ontology annotation, biological process: proteolysis.
AUGUCGCGCUCUUGGUUGGUUUGCCUUUUGGCCUUUUUGGCUUGCCUGUUGGCCUUGACGCAGGGUCUUCCCCUCCAGGAGAAUCCCCAUCAGGAGGACGAGAAGAGCGGUGGCCGCAUAGUGGGUGGCUAUGCCACGGACAUUGCCCAGGUGCCCUACCAGAUUUCGCUGCGUUACAAGGGCAUCACCACGCCUCAGAAUGCCUACCGCCAUCGUUGCGGUGGUUCCAUCAUUGCCGCGGACAAAAUCCUAACAGCGGCGCACUGCAUCAUUGGCACGGUGCCCAGUCAGUAUAAGGUGGUGGCUGGUACAAACUAUCAAACUGGUUCGGAUGGCGUCAUCACCAAUGUCAAGGACAUCAUAAUGCACGAGGAGUACUUCUCGGAGUUCGCCUACAACAACGAUAUUGCCAUUCUCGUGGUGGAUCCGCCAUUGCCCCUUAACAACUUCACCAUCCAGACCAUUAAGAUGGCCACGGAACAGCCACUUGAAGGGGCUGUGAGCAAGAUUAGCGGCUGGGGAACCACUUCACCAGGUGGAACAUCCUCGAACCAACUGCUCGCCGUCGAUGUGCCCAUUGUGAGCAAUGAUGUGUGUGACAAGGAUUACGAAAACUUCGGCGAUGAGACCUACCGCAUCACUGCGUCCAUGUUGUGUGCCGGCAAACGGGGAGUGGGUGGUGCGGAUGCCUGCCAGGGUGACUCCGGAGGACCCCUGGUGGUGCGCGAUGUGCUCCAAGGCGUCGUCUCCUGGGGCAACAGUUGUGCCCUGGCCACCCAUCCCGGCGUCUAUGCCAAUGUGGCCUACCUCAGGUCCUGGAUCGAUGCCAAGCUAGCACAGCUCUAA